GUGUAGUCGCAGUUGCUCUCAUUGGGUCGCUAGGUGCUCGUGACUUUGCAGUUGUCGUGAUAUCCUGACGUUACAAAGUCCUGGUAGUCGCGCGUAUAUCAGGCUAGCGACAGCCUGACCUGCGACAAAUGGGAAGUUUGGAUGCAGAGGAGGCAUCUGUCUCCCUUGAUGAUGACAGGGAGAUGUUAGGCGUACAUUCCGCAUCAGAUGAUAUGCAUCCGCCAAUAUUGGAGGAAGGCACUCCUUUCUUCUUGCAGAACCUCUGGACAUUCGUGACAACAUUCUUCACCAAUCAUGGAUGGCUGACUCUUGGCUUGAUCUUCAUCAUCCUCUGGCUUUGGGGUAUCCUGAAACCAAAGUUUCAAAAAUGGGCUCAGAGUAGAGAAGACCACAUCAUGGCUGCUGCGUAUCACAAGGAUCCAGACCUGGUGAUUCAGAGGCAUGAGAAAGCAGCAGAAGCUAGGCUUCGUUUGCAAGAGAAAUACGAUCAAGAUGCAGCUGCAUAUGCUGAAAGGAUGAGGCAGAAAGAAGAGGAGAAACGGAAAGCCAAAUUGCAGCAGAUGGAGAGAGAAGGGAGGGCAUUGGGCACAACGGGAAAAAUGAAAGUGGAGGAGCGUAAACCCACGAGUCCGGAUACGAACUCGUGCGAUGUUCGCCCGAGAAGAAAUGUUCUGAGGGCAGACUUCAAUCCCUUGAUGGGACCCAGUGGGGGCGCCUUCCGACCACAGCCUAGGGGGGGAGAGUCUUGCAGCCAUGCUGUGGGCCUCGAGUGUUGGAAGAGGGGGAACUUGCUGGCAUUUGGUAGAGAUGAGAACACAGUCCUGGUAUAUACCUCUGGCAACUUGCUCUGCUUCUAUGAUGUUGCAAAGUCCACCACCUCCUUCUUUGAGCUGUCACAAGAUGUCAAGUCCGUGACUUGCUUGGCAGGUUCAAGGGAGAAGAAUCUGAUUGGGAUUGGGGAGCGACUGAGACAGGGCUGUGUGAUCAAGAUACUUGAAUGGCCAAGCAUGGAGGAAGUUUCAUCUCUGGAGUGCUCUGAUGCAUCCACCAUCCUCUCCCUCAGCUUCAAUUGCGAGGAGCCGAGCCUCAUAUGCAGUGUGACAUCUAUCCCUCCUUGUAUGCUCACCAUAUGGGAUUGGAAAGUUGGUGGGAAGAUGUUGGAGAAAGAGGCCCAUCCAAGUCUCCCCGUUUAUUCUGCUGCCUUUUCGUCAUACAACAAGGGAUUUAUCACAUCUGUUGGAGAAGAACACAUUCGAUUCUGGAGACUCGCUGACACCCUCACUGGCCUGAAGUUGAAAUGCGAGGAAGGGAAGUUUGGCCUCCAUGAUGUGUCUGACUUCCAGGCCUUACUCAAUCUCCCUGAUGGCAAGGCAGUGACAGGAAACUUCAAAGGCAAUGUUUACCUUUGGGAACGAAGUCAAGUGAAGAUUGAGGCAAAAAGAACAGGAGGAAAGCCAGCACAUGGAGGUUCUAUUGUACAGUGUUUUCUGGAAGAAGGAGAGCUCACAACUCUGGGUGGAGAUGGUGUUGUUAGAGUGUGGGAUUAUGAAUCAAUGGAGAAUGGAGAUCCUCCUAUCAUUGGCUUGGACCCUAUGAAUGAGCUAAGGAUACCAGGUGCGUGCCCACAUUCCAUGGUGCGGUCCGCAAGCCCUUCGACUCCGCAUCUCUGGUUUGUUCAGGAUCAAAAUGGAGGAAUAUGGGAGGUAGAUCUUUCCUUCUCCCUCACAGCUGCCAGUCCCCGUCGGUUGAUGUCGGCCCAUUCGUCACCGGUGAUGGGCUUGAGUUCGAGCCCGACAUCUCAUGUCUUGACUUCCUGUGGCCAGGAUGGUAGGGUCAUUAUCUAUCAAGUCCUGCAGAAGAAGAUUACUGCCUCACUGCAGUUCUCAGCAUUGGCUUCAACUUUACUCUGGAUUCCCCCAAUUGUUGGGGGUAAUGGCCAGACACUUGCAGUUGGAUUUGAGGAUGGCAUUUUGCGACUUCUACUCCUGCAUCAGAUGGCCUCAUCUCUUUGUCUAAUUCAAGUGCUUAAGCCUCAUUCCACUGCCAUAACAGCUCUGUCUGUGUGCAAGGAGCCAAAAUUGCUUGUUACUGGAAGCACCGAUCUCUCUGUCUUUGUGUUCUCUAUUUGUGCCCGAGAUGAGGAUCCUCUUCUCCUUGUGCUUACACCUCUCAUCUUCGUUCCCUUAGAAGCUGUGCCCCAAAUAAUAUCCUUUGCACCUCAGAGAGGCCUUCUUGUUGGCUGCAAUGAUGGACAAGUCCUGGAAUUUCCAUUUGCUGUGGCAGACUUGGUCCAAGACUCAGAAGGUUCCUACUUAAAGUACAUGACUGUGGGGAAGAUUUACCAAGUCCAAAGCCAUUCCUUGAAGAUCUUUUCUAUUUUACACACUGGACAUGAGGAGUUUUCUCUCCUCUGGCAGAAUCUAAAGGGAGGCCAGUGCAUUGAAUCACAUUUCCGUUUUGAUCAAAAAUCUUCAAACCCUAUAAAAGAGACUGUGUGGUCAGAAGCUAUGACAUGCGUCUCAGAGCACUUCAAUGGGCAUUUGGUGAUGGGGACACAUGAUGGAGGAGUUGCUGUGGUUGAUCCCAAGCACCCUAGGAAGCCCCAGGCAGAGAUUUUCCUUCACAACACAUCAGCUGGGCCAGUGAGGGCUGUCAACGUGAGUCACGACUCCGCCUUUGCCUUUUCGGCUGGAGCAGAUGGGAAUGUCUUCUUUUAUUCCCUCACUGGUGAAGAACCUCCAGAGGAAGUCUUAUCCCUUCAGAAUCUGAAGGGGGAUGCCCCUCUUGUGGCGGACAUUGAAGACCCAGCCCACCCAUCGUUGGAAGUGGCGCUACAAAACACGCAGAGAGAAAAGGAGAUGAAGACGUCUGAGGAACGAAAGGCCGAGGUGAAGCGGGAGGUGGCCCGGCUUCGCAAGGCAUUCAAGCAGCUUCUCCUUGGCAAUGAGAAGCUACCAAUUCACAUGAGAUUGAAAGAAGAGGACCUACGCCUUGAUGAGCAGGUGUAUGAACCCCUGGAGCAGCAAUUCCAGGCUGAGAAAAGAAAGGUGGAAGAAGGCAUGAGGAAGCGAGUGGAGUUGGCCAGGUGCCUCUAUGAGAAGCUCCAUUCUCACCUGGUUCUGCCAUGGCUCUGGGAGCCUCUAGCUGUCAAGGCUGUCCGGGCUGAGGUCAUGGUAGAAACCAUUCCUGUCAAAAAAUUCCCUCCAGAGCUUAAGGCAGAAGCAGAGGAGCUGAGGAAGGAGGUGACCAAACGGCUCAGUUUUCUUCCUUCUGAUUACAGGUUUUCACACGACUUAGAACAUCUGAGCGUGGAUCGAGAGAGCAAGGAGAGGAUCUCGUCGGACGAGGAGUUCCAUGGUCUACUCGUGACCAAGCGAGAAUUCCAGCCUUGUCUGGUGGAUGAGAAGGACCUGAGGAAGAAGCGGGCGUUUCAACGAUGGCAACAGCUGCGAGAGCAGCAGCAGAAGAGGGCCUCUCUUAUGGAAGAGCUGGAGAGGAAGAAGCCAAAAGAAGAUCUCAUGUUUCUUAAAUCGGACACGUGUCAAGGGCGAAACCUGAGGAUCCAAUCGGAGGACGAUUUCUGCCCUUCGGUUGAUCUUGUCGACCCGAUCUGUAUUCGCUCUUCCCUCCUUGAUUUGCAGUUGGAGUUGUUGGGUGUACGUUGCGAGUUCAACGAGGCCAUCAAAUCCCUCCGAGACAAGAAGAAUGACUUGAAUGCUAAGAUAGCGGUAUUGAGUGAAAAAAUCACCGAUUUGCAGAGGGAAUUCCCCCUGGGGCUCAUUCUCCCUCUCCCUCCAAACAUUGAAUUUGAGGCAUCUGAGUCCCCUGAGAAGAUUUGGCAGGUGACAAAUGAGAGCUUAAGGCAGCUGGAGGAAGAGUUGGGUGGCGAACGAAGCAGUGACCAAGACCAGUCCCCAGAAACCCAGUCAGAAAAGAGCAACAGCGUCGGAGGCUCUCGGAGGACGAGCCAGUCCGGGUCUCUCUUUCCGCCUGCCCUCAGUCGCCGGACGAGCGAGGUGUCCCUGAGCGGAGAGAAAUGGACCAAAGAGCUGGCAGUUCCGGGAGAACUUCUUGAGGCAGAGCUGGAAGAGGAGGAUGCCGCCCCACUGGAAUACGUUCAGUCCGAGCUGGAGAAGGAGCUUCGACAGCAGCAGCUACAGAGGGCAGUGUCGGAGAGAGACCGGCUGCUGGCGGAGGCGGACGCGUCGAUCGACGCGUUCGAUCGAGAGGUGGAAGGGAUGUACGCCCGGAGGAUCGACGUCGACCUCGUCCUGGCGAGAGGGGAGCUGCAGGUUCUUCUCUUGGAGGAGAAGUGGCUGGCGCUCAAGGAUUACCUUCCUCGAGAGGAAUCUCUGUUGGAUCGCGUCCAGUCCAAGCGCAAUCUCCGCUCUCAGCUCUUCCAGAAGUUGGAGGAAGGUAGAGGCAAGGAGAUGAGAUUGGAAGCCGAGAUACAGAGAGCCGAGCAGCUGAAAUCGCUUUUGAGAGAAAACUUGAAGUGUCUGAUUUCAGAAUGUCCCAAUUUCAUGUCAACUCUGGAAAAGAUAUAUCAUUCAAAUGAUCCAGUUGGGAGCCUUACGUGUCCCGAAGGUUGCGAUAUUUCCAUCUUCAAUGAAGCUCUAGACUUGUGCACAAAACGACUUGCCCUGGAGGAAAUUCUCAACUCCUGCCAAGAGCAGAAGAGUGCAGUGACAACCAGCCAGGCUGAGAUUGAGAAAUUGUUUCAAGCGGCACAGGAACAGUUCCUCCAGAUGGAGAAAGAACUCAUUGCCCUGCAGAAGGAGAAAUGGAAAACUGUCAAGGACCUGGAAAUGACCCUGGUCAUUUCCCAAAAUGAAAUUCACUGCUCUGACUUAUCUAAGGCCAUUGUCAUGCCCUCAGAGGUCCUCACUGGAACAAAAGAACGACUAAAGCAACUCAAGACAGAGAUAUCAGCAACCAAGGCACACUUGAGGGAGAAAUGGAAGAAGAAGCAGACGAUGACGAAGACCACGAUCCGACUGCAGUCGGACCUGGAGAAGCUCGAAGGAGAGAAGAAGGAAGCGGCGAGGAAGAAAUUCGGUUCUCCGGACGUGGAUUCGGACGCGACGGAGCUGCUCCUCCUUUCCCGACCCCUCAGGGAAUCCCAGGGGUCUCUCGAUGCCCUCAAGGAAGACCUGGAUGCCCAGCAGAAACAUUUAGCUAGGGAGGUGGACAGGCUGGAGAGGGAGCUGCUCCGGGUGACGAACGAGAACACGCAGCGCAAACGGACCAUGGAGCUCAUGCAGAGGCGGAGAGACUCCAUCGAAGCGCUUCUCGUCGUCCAUCGAAAGGCUCUGGCACACGAGAGUAAGCAUCCGUGGGACGUGGAGGAGAAAAUCCUGGAGCUGCAGGCCCUGAUGACGACGAUCGAAGAGCAAGAAUCCGUAUUGGAAGGGCUGAGACUUGACGUCCUCAGUUUGAAGAGCAAGGCCAGCAUUCCUCCGCCUCCUGCCACCUUGUUCAGUGACUGAAAUCCUGUUUUCUUUGUUUUUAUCAUCCAACAUUUUGAACAGUAAUGGGUAUCGUGAACAUCAUGCACAAAUCAUUGUAGAAUAUAGGAGUUCCUUUGUCAGGAAUGGUAUUUGUCUUUUUAAAAUCAUUCA
This is a messenger RNA of Darwinula stevensoni, 5621 nucleotides long. The record is from the annotation of a GenBank genome assembly. Lineage: Eukaryota; Metazoa; Arthropoda; Ostracoda; Podocopida; Darwinulidae.